UAACACAUGAUAUAAAUCGAUAUACGUUAUAGACUCAUGGUAUAAGCAAAUACGUACUCAGUAAACCCAAGUAAGGCGAUAAAGAAUUCAAUAUAAAUUAGUAUAAAAUAAGAAGAAAAGAGGAUGAUUUUAAAUGAAUCCGAUAGUGAAGAUGAAUUACCCCCUGGAUGGGAAGAAAUGACAACUCCUAAUGGAAAUGUCUACUAUGUAAAUCAUUAUACAAAGGGCACACAAUGGACACACCCUAGAACUGGUCGAACAAAAACUGUUGGGGGAGAACUGCCAUCUGGAUGGGAAAAACGUGUGUCAGAAGAUGGUCAAGUCUUAUUUGUCGAUCAUAUAAAUCGUACAACAACAUAUACUGACCCUCGGCUUGCAUUUGCUACAGAAUAUAGAGAAUCAUCACAGCCUAUAAGACAACGUUUUGAUAGUAGUAGCACAGCAUUAUCUGUUUUACAUGGUCGAGACUUAAGGGGUAAACUUGCCAUAGUUACAGGUGCCAAUACUGGGAUAGGAUUUGAAACAGCUAGAUCAUUAGCUCUACAUGGAUGUAAAGUUAUCUUAGCUUGUAGAGAUCUAGAAAAAGGUGCAGAAGCAAUACAAAAAAUACAACAAGAAAAAGAAAAUGUUAUGUGUGAAACAUUACAUUUGGAUUUGUCAUCAUUAUAUAGUGUUAAAGAAGCAGCUGAUGAAUUUAACCAAAAAUAUAGCACUUUAAAUAUCCUUAUUUUAAAUGCUGGUGUCUUUGCAAUUCCAUAUGCACUUACAAAAGAUGGUUUUGAAACAACAUUUCAAGUAAAUCAUCUUUCUCAAUUUUACUUUACUCUUUUAUUAAAAGAACCACUACAACGUUGUCAUAAUUCCAGAGUAGUGAUAGUUUCAAGUGAAUCACACAGAUUUUCAAAUUUAAGAAAAGAAGAAGAUUUUCAUCGAUUAACUUUAUCUCCUCCUCCAUAUAAAUAUUGGUUUAUGGAAGCAUAUAAUAAUUCAAAACUAUGUAAUAUCUUAUUUGCACAAGAAUUAGCAAAACGGUGGCCUUCUGUAAAUGUCUUUUGUUGUCAUCCUGGUAAUAUGGUUUCUUCUUCAUUAAGUCGUUAUUCAUGGAUACUCCGAUUAAUGUUCAUGCUAGUACGACCUUUUACAAAAUCGCUGCAACAAGCUGCUAGUACACCAGUUUUCUGCGCAAGUGCACCAGAAUUGGAAGGGAUAACUGGAUGUUAUUUCAGUAAUUGUUAUCGUUGUGAUCCAUCAAAAACUGCAUUAAACCCCGCACUAGCAGAAAGAUUAUGGUUUGUUAGUGAAAAAAUGUUUGUUUCUGCUAUAAAAGUUAGGAAAUUUCAUGAAAAAUUUGAUUUAAAAUGAAAAAUAUUAUUAUACAAUAUUGUUAUGAAUGAACAGAAAACAUGAAUUCAAAGAAUAUUUUAAUCAAUCAAAAAUUUUUAAUAGAUUUAAAAUAUUAAUAAGAAAUUUAUAUCUAUUUUCAUCACAAAUUCUAUAUUCAAUAAAUUUGGUUUUAUAUCUUU
Bombus huntii is the source of this 1523-nucleotide messenger RNA. RefSeq names its product WW domain-containing oxidoreductase (gene Wwox). Gene Ontology annotation, molecular function: protein binding. NCBI's taxonomy places the organism in Eukaryota, Metazoa, Arthropoda, Insecta, Hymenoptera, Apidae. Bases 124 to 1362 code for a protein of 412 amino acids. The transcript has 7 exons. The record is from RefSeq and is a predicted model, not a curated record.